CAAAAUUGUCCUAACAGAAGAAUAGUCACGAUAAAAUGUCAUCGAAUAUUUGUUCUAUAUCAUGCGUCAUUACGACAGCACCACUUUCGUUACUUAAAGGGCAGACAUUAUCAGAUACUGCUGUUGAAUUCAAAUCACGUUCAAGACUGUCCCGAUAUGACCGCUUUUGCAAAACCUUAUAAAUUGUCGAGGUGACUCAUUUAUCGUUUUACGACCUUCUUAUGAAUUGCGGUACCCUUAACACUUCUGGUGAUCCCCUUAAACAUCUUCUUAAGCUUAGUCACAACACUAACCUAAGAGACUGCAGACACAAAAUCUACUCCGUGAGAGUUGUCAAAUGCUGUGAUUUACUGUUAACUGAGCUAGUCCAAGAGACUUUCCAGGAGUCCUUUAAGAGGAAACUUGACCUAUUCUUAAGGACUAAGGAUGACAUAUUAUUAUGAUUUACCAAAUUCUUUUUUCCCUCUAUUAUCGUUAAUAUACCUAGGUUCUUGCCUGGAGGUAUCGGUGAUCCACUGCUGCUAAGCACGGAAGCCCGUUAAGCGAAAGCUUCUAUUCCGUCCACAACCGUUUGAACUAUUUGACCUCCAAGUGCUCAGUAACCUUCAAAAGUGGACGAUACACUAAAUCUGUGCCGCUUCAGAGUACUUCAAAUAAUUCAGAUCCUUGUGAAAACGUAAUAGUGUUUUAUUAUUAUUGGGUUGGAUGCCAACUCUAUAUAUGUUCACAAUUUUGUAUAAUCCACUGCAAUAACGUGAAUUUUUCUUGAUAGUUCUGCUGUGUUGAUGUUUGUGGGACAAAUCAUGCCAAAUAAUCUGUUUAAUUCCUGUGCUUUUGCAAAUGUGUCAACAAGAUUUUCCUUAAAAAUGAUGUCUACUUUGGUGUAUCGUAACAAAAAUCCAAGAAAUCUUGAACUUCUUGGUCUGGCACCGAAAACAAAAGGUUGGGAACUCCAGGCUCCACGAAAAGAUUUCUGGAAUAAAGUAGUCUUAAAUAGAGAACCUCAUAAUACAACUGGUCUUGUUGUUCAUGCUUCUUCAAAAGUGUUAAUCUCUGCUUCAACUAAAGAAGUUAGCAUCAGAAAACAUUUAUAUAGUUGUAUUGACGUUUCAGCUGCAGAAAAUAUUGGAAGAGUGUUAGCCUUACGAUGUCACCAAUGCGGUCUCACGGAGUUAUUUUCAGAAACAAGCGAGUUCCAUAAAGAAAACGAAAGCACUAAGGCUUUCUACAAGUCCUUGUUGGAUGGUGGUAUACAACUGAAGGAGACAUCGCAUAUUGAAGAGUUGGAUGCCAUCGGGAUAGAUUAUGACAGUAUGUCAGAUGAAGAAAAACGUGUCAUGUAUCCAAGCCUUAUUGAAACACUUCGUACUACACCCGACUGGGAUGACAUCCCUUAUCCGUAUUCACUUAGACCUAAAGCAGGACCAUAUAAACUGAGAAAUCGUUAUCAAAUCCUUUCAAAAAUCCGUCAAGGUAUGGUAUGGGAUCCAUAUUACUCAAGAAUGGUGCAUCCACGAAACAAAGCUUAUUGGCAGCACGAAUAUGAAGAGUUGCAAAAGAAAAAACUUGAAUCUUUGGGAGACUUGAACAAGAGUGAAGAACCAGUCAAAACAAUUGUUCCAUCUAAGUGGCAGUUAAUGUAGAACAGUGUAACUAAUCUUUUAUGGGAAUUUAGGUUGUAUACAUACACCAAUGUACAUAAAAUAUGAUUUUUCUGAUACAAAGUUUUCAUUUCUUCCUCAUUUUAAUUUAUCGUAAGUUAUUUAUCUUUACUUUUUGGUUGUGGUAUCUUCCUGACACUUUUUAGUCCGCUCAUUAAGUUAUGGAUUUUAGCCUUAUUCAUUCAGUACUGAAGUUUGUAAAGGGGGUUUAUAACUUAGUUGAUUUUCGUCUUUCUUUCUUCAGUGGUAAUGUCUUGGAAUCCUAACUCACGCUUUUUCACUUGAAGGUUUCAGUUUUCCUUUGAUUACAUAAGAUGAAAAUGAUAUUGAAAUAUAAUUCCCCACUUAGUUACGUAUAUCAUACUUGAGUUAACCCCAUUGUGGAAUGGCGGUAGCGGAAUAUCAAAUACGAGUUUUUUGGGAGAAUUUAUUUCAGGCAUUGGUAUACGAGCAUAAAAACCAUAAAUGUAAACCAAAUUAACGAAUUCGGGGUGACAGUCAUCAGCCUUCUCGAUAUGGGAAUCUUUUAAUGGGUUUGUAUCUAAUUCACAAACAAAGCACACAAUAACAUACAUAAGUUUAGGUAAAAGUGACAAAAAUGACAGAAUUACAUGCAUAGAAGGCCGUCAUUAAGUGUGUGAAGUUUGUUUGAUUUAAUGUUACAACCUACUCUUCACUUCUUUCCUCCUAUGAUUAAUCAAAAAUACAGUUUAAACCCCGUUAAUGAAGAGUCUACUUUCAACAAUGCGGUAAUUUUUUUAAUAUAAUGUCAAUUUUCCAUUUUAUGCGUUAAUUUGUCUACGGAAAUUUAUCAUAAUAACUGAGAAAAUGCAUUAUCUAAAUCUCACUCUUGUAGAACCUCGUACUAAUAAUUGAGUCGGUCAACUGGAUCUUUACUAUGCUAUACAUGAUAUACAUUUUGUACGAGAGUGUGUAUGCAGAAUUUUCUGUUUAGAUUGCAAAAUGUAUGACUGGACCGUUAAUAAUAAUCUACAUAGCACAAAAAUAUAAACAUGCAGCCGCUCAUGAUUAUGAUCUGUCAGCCACCUUUUAGCUGGAUAAAAUCCAUCUAUCAUCUACAAAUGAACGGAAGACUCACAGCCAAUGGCUUUUUGAAACUUUUAGAUACGGUGUAUUUCGUGAAACUUUUCUCGUGCUGAUGAAUAUUUUGUCGGUCACUGUGGAUGGCCUUUCAUAGUGCACAUGUGUUUCACUUAAAAGUUCUUUUUGUAAUGGCUAUCAUGGAUAACAUAAUGAGAGAACGUUUAACUUACAUAAUCUAUUAAUUGUCUAAUAACCUCUUAUUCUGUCGGAAAUCCGAUAUGUGGGUGAGAAUGAUAAUGAUUGGUUGUUUUGCUUAGUCAGACAUGUAGAUAGUGUGACAGGUGUUAAUUUGUUAUAUAUUCCCCUAUCCUUAGUACUUAUUAAUAUUAUUAUUGAUCAAUUCUUAUUUGUUGUUGGAUUGUGUCGGAUUUGGGUGUGGAAAUAUAUUGACGUUCUAGUCAUGCUAAUCACCUGUUCUUGAUAUGAGUUGUGUUGAAGCGCUGUAGAAUAGACACUGGGAGGGGAUCUAGUGUAGAUAUUCGUCUGUGGCAAAUUAACGUCCCACAUACGUGUGAAAAGUGAAAGGACUGUUUUAAAAAGAAAAUCUAGCAUUACAACAAGACAUCCUACCGUUAUAACAGAAUCCAACAAGCUUCACUGUUAAAAAUAGACAUACGAGAUAAAAUUAAUGGGGUAGUAAACAUUGCGAAUUGGUACUGAACUCGAAAAAUUAUGGUAUAUUUUGAGAAUAAACAUUUCACUGGACGUUUGAAACUAUGUUUUUAACUGUUCUUGAAGGGAACUGA
Messenger RNA from Schistosoma rodhaini, 3511 nucleotides. NCBI's taxonomy places the organism in Eukaryota, Metazoa, Platyhelminthes, Trematoda, Strigeidida, Schistosomatidae. The record is from the annotation of a GenBank genome assembly.